This is a messenger RNA of Scaptodrosophila lebanonensis, 808 nucleotides long. RefSeq names its product cytochrome c oxidase subunit 5B, mitochondrial (gene COX5BL). The record is from RefSeq and is a predicted model, not a curated record. Gene Ontology annotation, biological process: mitochondrial electron transport, cytochrome c to oxygen. Bases 146 to 616 code for a protein of 156 amino acids. Gene Ontology annotation, cellular component: mitochondrial envelope. The transcript has 2 exons. Lineage: Eukaryota; Metazoa; Arthropoda; Insecta; Diptera; Drosophilidae.
GUCGGAGCACUGCUUCUGAACAAAAAACAAAAUAUAAUUGUUUUUCAAAAAUUUCUGCUCGCACCGAAAGAGAGCUGGAGUUCCAAAAACAGUUUUAUUAGUUCCUAACUAAUCUCUGAACUUUGCUGAAGUCCUCUUGGAGAGCAUGUCCUCGUAUAUAUCGCGGCUGCUGCGUACUCCGGCUGCCUCGAAGCGUCUGAUUUCUCAGUUGACGGAACGCGGAGGCAAAAACAGGUUCAGUUUAUUGCUGCAACGUCUGGGUCUGGGGAAAUGGGCGAACGGAGUAUCUGGCGUCGGGCCUCGAGCCAUUUCAACUACACCGGUGUGUAAGGCGGAAAUGGCCGAUGAUAUUGAACUGGCCACGGGCAUAGCCAAGCGCGAGAUGCUGUUGCGUGAGCAAGGAUGCUCCGAUCCCUGGUCCAUGGUGAAGGGCAUACGACGUGGUGCCGGGCGGGAGAACGAUCCCACUCCCAUACCGUCGGCCUUCGAUGGACGCCUGGUUGGGUGUGUCUGUCUGGGCGAUCGCUUUGUUAAGUGGAUGUGGCUGGAGAAGGGCAAUCCGAAACGUUGCGAGUGUGGACACUAUUUUGUGCUGAAAAAGGUGCCACCCGUUUAAAGGACAUGUUGCGCUUUGGAGCGCCAAGGGACGCUGUACUUAACACUUGAGUUCCAUCACACAACCUCACACAUUCGUUUAGACUAUUAACUGACCUAAACACGAUUUUUAACUGAUCUGAUUUACACCUAAAAUGUAUAAAACAUUGCAUGAUAUUAUCCGGAGACUAACAUAAAAGAAAGACGACAUUUA